Molecule: messenger RNA, 1952 nt
Organism: Cuscuta epithymum
Lineage: Eukaryota; Viridiplantae; Streptophyta; Magnoliopsida; Solanales; Convolvulaceae
Source: the annotation of a GenBank genome assembly
GGACAAAUCAGUCCAGUAGUGGAAUAAAAGAGGUGCGCCAAGUAAUAUUGAAGGUGCGCCGAGAACGUCCGUUUUCACAAGUUCGGCAACUUGUGUAAAAGCACAGCGUAAUAGACAUCAAUGACACAUUUGGAUAUGGUUGUUCAGCCGAAUCUGCGGCAAAAAGCUGAUUCAAAGAGGCAACGAAUUUACGCCAACAGAGAGAAUGAAGAACGGAUGUCUGUAGACGAAGAGGGAGACGGGGUCGACGAGGGAGAGGAUGAAGACGAAGACGGCGAAGAAGAGGAUGAAAAAUACUGGUGGGAGGAUGAAGACGACGGGAUGCCGAAUUGGUAUCUCAGGAGUUACCUUUCACCCGACGAUGAAGACCGCAAGGAGCCGAUUGAUGCUUGUCCGUGUCGCGCGCAUAAUCUUGGUGAUCGCAGCAAACAGAUUAAUUUAGCUGGCCUUUCAGACGUGGUGGAGUUGAUUAGCGUCGAGAUUCGUGGAGAUGGGUGUCCUGACUUGAGCAAAAUCUGGGGAAUUGUCGAUGUUCAUGGGAUCUAUGGACACAUUUUGUUUGAUGUGAAGAAAAGUGACGCAACUGCCCCCUUACCACCGUCAUCUUCCAGCGCGAAACUGCAACUUCCCUUAAAUCGGGGGCCUAAUCGCCCGGAAGGCUGUCAAAUGAGUGAGAAAUAUGCCAUCUAUGUCUGUCUGAGGGAGAAAGGUACUGGCAAAUCGCUGGUAUAUGAUGAACUUUCUGGUGAGGCUCCCUGUAUGUACGCGGAACUCUAUUUUGAUGGAAAACUUACCCCUGCUGCCUCUUUUUCAGAAGACUUUAGAAAGUGUAAGGCCAACCCUUAUGGGCUUAGAGAAGAAUACCUUACUUAUGGUCCUUCUAGGCUUCCAACUCCAAUCUUGGCCAAGUGGAUUGUUCAUCCUCUUGCUCUUCGAGCUGCCAUAAGAAUGGAGGUUUUGUUUCCAGCGGACAAGGGAGGCAGCAAUGAUGAUUGCUUGAAGCUUUACGGGGAGGUCACUGCUAGUUCCUGCAGAGUUAAGAAGCUCAAAACCCUGCUUUUCCACCACCAGUCCGAAGAAGGAAUACAAGUUACUCGCCUAGAACCUGGAAUUCCUCUUUCCAGAUCAGUCGUUGCUGUGUCGUUCUUAUUCUCGCUCCGACUCCAAUUGAGUCUACAUGUUGUGGGCAGAAUGCCUUUGCCUGAUGUGCAAGAAAUGCUAAUCUUUCAUGCAUUUCCAGGAAAGCAUGAAAAGACUACUACUGCAUUUGGUGAUGGAAGUGGGGGAGUAAAAAUUAAAGUCUCCAUAGACCUUAGUACAUCUGAGUUAUUUAAUCCUGACUACGCUAUAGAGGCACGGAAGAGGUUUCUUAAAAAAAAAUUGUAGGAGUUCAGGUGUGUGUGACGUGAUAUUUUAUGGCAUAUAAGCCCGACCAUCUUUUAGUGUAGACUUGUCUAAGUUUGUUCUCUUGCAUUACCCAUUAGAAGCAGUUUCUCUUUUUCAUUAUGCAUCCUUCUCUUCAAGUUUCAUGAAUGACAAUGUGCUGAUUUCCAUCAAUCUAUUUGGAAAAAUGGUAAGCCCAACUGUUCUGAGUGUUUGCUUGAGUUGGAGACGGGGGAUUGGGAUUACAUAUGAACGGAGGCAAGACAACAUUUCUCAUUCAUGAGUACCUGUAGGUUUGUGAUUGCAUCAUUAUGUUGUAAACUCUGCUUCAUUGUAAUACUAUUAACAAUUAUCAUUGUUAUUAUUAUCUUUUUGUUGUUCUGUAAGACUGCUUCUGUAUUGCUACUUUUGAAAAAAUAAAGCAUGGUCUUAGUAUUUAUGCAAUUCUUUUCGUUGCCAAGUACGUAGUAGCUGUUUACAUAUUGAAGGCUGAGGCUUGAGGCUUGUAAUGACGUGGCUUUAGCCAUAGAUUCAAAUGAAGGAAAAAAUGUAAAAUUUUAUGCAACAAC